AGCGGGCUGCGGACUACAAGUCCCGGCAGGCCAUGGCUGUGGCCGGCACUGGCGGGAGAAGGGCUGCAUGUGGCGGUGCGGAGCCGGGCACAGGUCACCCACUUGAGGUCAGCUAACAAAGGCGUAGUAGCUUGAAAGCUACCGACUUGCUGCAAACCCUCAAACAAGGCUGAUGGUAUGAGCAAAAUCUUCCAGCCAUGAAAAUUAUUCUGAAGCAAGGAUUUUUUUUCUACAGUUGGAUGUUAUAGAAGGUUUUGAAAGUACCUGAUAGAAGAAAGAAAACAGUAAGCCUACCCAAUACAAAUGCAGCUUUGUGGAAUCAAAUCACUCCAGCUAUUUACCAGAAAAUGUGGGAUACAAAAAAUGCUGUUGACAGAACAUUUUUGUAAAAAACAGCUCCCACAUGCUUUUCUGGUUACCUCUACCUCUCUUCAGAGCAACAAGAAAGAUGGUUACGAACAGGUUAGCAAAAAAUACGAGGACCUGCACCGCUCUGUCACGUCUUUCAAAGAUAGGCCUCGAACCCCAGAAACAUUAUUUAAAGAAGAUAAUUUGAUAUAUGGACCAGUGAUUAAAUGCAGGGCUCCAGAUAAGGCUGCUGAAGCAAAAACUCCAAAGAACUGGGUCCCUCUAUUAAAUCCUAGUAAGAAAACUGUGCCUCUAACCGAUGACCCAAGGCUCCCACUGAAAGUUAGUUUAGGAAAGCACAGCAUACCCAGUGUGACAAAUGUCCUUCAGCAGACCAUGUCAGCAGAACAGGCCUUUUACCUGAACAGGUGGAAACAGCAGAUGAUACUGAAACUUGGAGAAGAUGGUUUUGCAGAGUACAACAAAAACAUCCUCCUUCAAGGGAAGCUUUUUCAUGCAGCCUUGGAAUAUAUAUGUCAGUCUAUAGAGGUCCCUCAGCAGGAGCUGGAAGAUGCCAUUGUCUCUGGCUACGUGGAAAGUGUGCAACAUGUCCUGAGAGAUAUGAGUGGAGUAAAAGCUCUUGAAAGUGCUGUCCAGCAUGAGACUCUUCAAUAUCUGGGCCUGGUAGAUUGUGUGGCUGAGUAUCGGGGCCAGUUGUGUGUGAUUGACUGGAAGACAUCGGAGAAACCUAAGCCAUUUCUACGGAACACAUUUGACAACCCGUUACAGAUUGCAGCCUAUGUUGGAGCCAUAAACCAUGAUGCUAAUUAUGACUUCCAGGUUAACUGUGGGCUCAUUGUGGUGGCUUAUAAAGAUGGCUCCCCUGCACAUCCACAUUUCAUGGGCAUGGACUUGUGCUCUCAGUAUUGGACUAAGUGGCUGCUGCGCCUUGAAGAAUAUGGGGAGAAGAGAAAGAAUGAUGACAUGAGCUGAGUAGUUUAGCGAAAACCAGUCUGAACUUGAAGCUGAAGCAGGAUAUCCUGGAUUGUAGCCAAACCUCUGACACUGACUGCCUCUUUGACCCUGGGCAAAUCACUUAUUACCUCUGUCCCCAUUUCCCCAUCUGUAAAAUGAGGAUCACUUGUGCCUACCCCACAGGGAUCUUAGGAUGAUAUGAUGGGGGACUGAAAUAAAUAGAAAUUAAACUUUGUUGUUUAAA
Messenger RNA from Alligator mississippiensis (American alligator), 1567 nucleotides. RefSeq names its product mitochondrial genome maintenance exonuclease 1 (gene MGME1). The transcript is spliced from 6 exons. The record is from RefSeq and is a predicted model, not a curated record. Gene Ontology annotation, cellular component: mitochondrion. Gene Ontology annotation, biological process: mitochondrial DNA replication. NCBI's taxonomy places the organism in Eukaryota, Metazoa, Chordata, Crocodylia, Alligatoridae. Bases 304 to 1341 code for a protein of 345 amino acids. Gene Ontology annotation, molecular function: single-stranded DNA exodeoxyribonuclease activity.